CGGUAUUUCUCAUUUUCUUCUAUUCAACUUCCUUUAAUUUUUGGUUUUGUUUUGGGUUAGUCUGAUUCGCGGCAGUUCUUAUGCUUUGAUUUGUGUGCCCUGGUGCAUUAUAUAAAGGAUUCAUGAUCUCAGUGGCAUUGUGUAUACCAAUUUGCUUUAGCUUUUUCGUCAUGUCGAUGAAAUAGUAAUUUAAAGAUUUGGUUUGAUAAAGUUCUACUUCUUAGUACGAAAGAUGAUCCAUAACAUUGUCGAUAAGUUUGAUAUAGCUUCUAUGAAAGUAACUUUCAAAUAGAUUAAAAGUAAUUUGUGAUGUGUAUAGUUCGAAUGACAAAUCUAAUUAGCUUGUUGCAUGAACGAAAUUAGUUGUUAUGUUGGUGACAACUGAUGGCACUUUUUGAGGCAGAUUCAUUUACGAGACCUGCUGCUGGCUCUCCUAGGGGAUCUGAUGAAUCACAAGGAGGUGGUUGGCUUCAUAAAUUCACUGUUGCUGCAUAUAAGCCGUACUUUGAUGUUGAUACUUCAGAUGUUUUGGAUAGACUUAAGGAGUCACUCUAUCCAUUUAAAGGAACAUUUACAGAGAAAACAGCUACCAAUCCAGAUUUAUAUGGACCAUUCUGGAUCUGCACCACUCUUAUAUUUGUAGCAGCGUCUAUUGGGACUUUUGUGACCUAUAUAGCACACAAGCUUCGGGACAAAGAAUGGAAUUAUGACAUAAAUCUGAUUACAUGGUCUGCUGGUGUGUUCUAUGGAUAUGUCACCAUGGUUCCUCUCGUCUUGUUUGUUAUUCUCAAGUACUUCUCAGCACCAUCAGGCCUUGUACAAUUGUUUUGCCUAUAUGGAUACUCCUUAUUUAUCUUUAUUCCAGCUAUGUGUCUAUCUGUUGUCCCCUUGGAAAUUUUCAGAUGGGUAAUUGCAGGUGUAGCCGGGUUUAUGUCGGCAACUUUUGUUGCGCCUAAUCUCAAAGCUCACAUUACUUCGGCCGGAGAAAGUUGGUUCUUGAUCGUUGCUGGUGUCUUUCUCUUGCAGCUGGCCAUUGCUGUUGUGCUCAAGCUCUAUCUGUUCACCGUUUCGGUAUAAGAGGAAACUGUCGUAAUCGGGUUAGUUGUAGAUUACAGAGAAAGCGAAUUUUGAUCCUUCGGCUGUUAAUCGGCUGAAAUAUUAUUCUUGAUCAGGUAAAACAUCAUGUAUUCAUUCAUUUUUAGUGCUGUGGGAAUAUAUAUUACAAGCGACUGUUCCAAUGUAAUAGCAUUUCUUCA
This is a messenger RNA of Hibiscus syriacus, 1256 nucleotides long. RefSeq names its product protein YIPF1 homolog. The transcript is spliced from 3 exons. Gene Ontology annotation, molecular function: small GTPase binding. Bases 385 to 1077 code for a protein of 230 amino acids. NCBI's taxonomy places the organism in Eukaryota, Viridiplantae, Streptophyta, Magnoliopsida, Malvales, Malvaceae. Gene Ontology annotation, biological process: vesicle-mediated transport. The record is from RefSeq and is a predicted model, not a curated record. Gene Ontology annotation, cellular component: Golgi apparatus; membrane.